GAGAGGAACACUUCUCCCAGGCUUCAGCAGAGCCGGCAGGAUGGCGACCGUGGUGGUGGAAGCCACCGAGCCGGAGCCAUCGGGCAGCAUCGGCAACCCGGCGGCGUCUACCUCGCCCAGCCUGUCGCACCGCUUCCUAGACAGCAAGUUCUACUUGCUGGUGGUGGUCGGCGAGACGGUGACCGAAGAGCACCUGAGGCGUGCCAUCGGCAACAUCGAGCUGGGGAUCCGAUCGUGGGACACAAACCUGAUUGAGUGCAACUUGGACCAAGAACUCAAACUUUUCGUAUCUCGACACUCUGCAAGAUUCUCUCCUGAAGUUCCAGGACAAAAGAUUCUUCAUCACCGAAGUGACGUCUUAGAAACAGUAGUUCUGAUCAACCCUUCAGAUGAAGCAGUCAGCACCGAGGUGCGUUUGAUGAUCACGGACGCCGCCCGCCAUAAACUGCUGGUGCUUACUGGACAGUGCUUCGAGAACACAGGCGAGCUCAUCCUCCAGUCUGGCUCGUUCUCCUUCCAGAACUUCAUUGAGAUUUUCACCGAUCAAGAGAUUGGGGAGCUCCUGAGCACCACCCACCCUGCCAACAAAGCCAGCCUCACCCUCUUCUGCCCCGAGGAGGGAGACUGGAAGAACUCCAACCUUGACAGACACAAUCUUCAAGACUUCAUCAACAUUAAGCUCAACUCGGCUUCUAUCUUGCCAGAAAUGGAGGGACUUUCUGAGUUCACCGAGUAUCUCUCAGAGUCUGUAGAAGUGCCCUCUCCCUUUGACAUCCUGGAGCCCCCGACCUCGGGCGGAUUUCUGAAGCUCUCCAAGCCCUGCUGUUACAUUUUCCCAGGGGGCCGUGGGGACUCUGCCCUGUUCGCAGUGAACGGAUUCAAUAUGCUCAUUAACGGAGGAUCCGAGAGGAAGUCUUGCUUCUGGAAGCUCAUUCGGCACUUGGACCGCGUGGACUCCAUCCUGCUCACCCACAUUGGGGACGACAAUUUGCCUGGGAUCAAUAGCAUGCUUCAGCGCAAAAUUGCAGAGCUGGAAGAGGAGCGUUCCCAGGGGUCCACCAGCAACAGUGACUGGAUGAAAAACCUCAUCUCUCCUGACUUGGGGGUUGUGUUUCUCAACGUACCUGAAAAUCUGAAAAACCCAGAACCCAACAUCAAGAUGAAGAGAAGCAUAGAAGAAGCUUGCUUCACGCUCCAGUAUCUAAACAAACUGUCCAUGAAACCAGAGCCCUUAUUUAGAAGUGUAGGCAAUACCAUUGAGCCUGUCAUCCUGUUCCAAAAAAUGGGAGUGGGUAAACUUGAGAUGUACGUGCUUAACCCAGUCAAAAGCAGCAAGGAAAUGCAGUAUUUUAUGCAACAGUGGACUGGCACCAACAAAGACAAGGCCGAACUAAUCCUGCCCAAUGGUCAAGAAGUCGACAUCCCGAUUUCCUACUUAACAUCAGUCUCAUCUCUGAUUGUGUGGCAUCCAGCCAACCCUGCUGAGAAAAUCAUUCGGGUUCUGUUUCCUGGAAACAGCACCCAGUACAACAUCCUAGAAGGACUGGAAAAACUCAAACAUCUAGACUUCCUAAAGCAGCCACUGGCCACGCAGAAAGAUCUCACUGGCCAGGUGUCCACCCCCCCAGUGAAACAGGUCAAACUGAAACAGCGGGCUGACAGCCGAGAGAGUCUGAAGCCAGCCACAAAACCACUCCCUAGUAAAUCAGUGAGGAAGGAGUCCAAGGAGGAAACCCCCGAAGUCACAAAAGCUAGUCAAGCGGAGAAAACACCCAAAGUUGAAAGCAAAGAGAAAGUGAUAGUGAAAAAAGACAAGCCGGUAAAGACAGAAAGUAAACCUUCGGUGACAGAAAAGGAGGUGACCAGCAAAGAGGAGCAGUCCCCCGCGAAAGCUGAGGUAGCUGAGAAGCAAACCCCCGAGAGCAAACCCAAAGUCACCAAAGAGAAAGUGGUCAAAAAGGAAAUAAAGACAAAGCCCGAGGAAAAGAAAGAGGAGAAGCCCAAGAAAGAGGUGGCUAAAAAGGAAGACAAAACGCCCCUCAAGAAAGACGAGAAGCCAAAAAAGGAAGAGGUGAAGAAGGAGAUCAAGAAAGAAAUCAAAAAAGAAGAGAAAAAAGAACUGAAGAAAGAUGUGAAGAAGGAAACACCCCUGAAGGAUGCCAAGAAGGAGGUGAAGAAAGAGGAAAAGAAAGAAGUUAAAAAGGAAGAGAAGGAACCCAAAAAGGAAAUCAAGAAGAUCUCCAAGGACAUAAAGAAAUCGACUCCUCUGUCAGACACAAAGAAACCAGCUGCAUUGAAACCAAAAGUAGCAAAGAAAGAAGAGUCCACCAAGAAGGAGCCUAUUGCUGCUGGGAAACUCAAGGACAAGGGGAAGGUCAAAGUCAUUAAAAAGGAAGGCAAGACCGCAGAAGCAGCUGCCACAGCUGUUGGCACCGCUGCCACCACAGCUGCCGCAGUGGCUGCAGCUGGAAUAGCGGCCAGUGGUCCUGCCAAAGAACUUGAAGCUGAGAGGUCCCUUAUGUCAUCCCCUGAGGAUCUGACCAAGGACUUUGAGGAGCUGAAGGCUGAGGAGAUUGAUGUGGCCAAGGACAUCAAGCCUCAGCUGGAGCUCAUUGAAGAUGAAGAGAAACUAAAGGAAACAGAGCCGGAAGAAGCCUACGUCAUCCAGAAAGAGACGGAAGUCAGCAAAGGUUCUGCUGAGUCACCUGAUGAGGGGAUCACCACCACCGAGGGGGAGGGGGAGUGUGAGCAGACCCCUGAGGAGCUGGAGCCAGUUGAGAAGCAGGGCGUGGAUGACAUUGAGAAGUUUGAAGAUGAAGGAGCUGGUUUUGAGGAAUCCUCAGAGGCUGGAGACUAUGAAGAGAAGGCAGAAACUGAGGAGGCCGAGGAGCCGGAAGAUGACGGAGAAGACAAUGUGAGCGGGAGUGCCUCUAAGCACAGCCCCACAGAAGAUGACGAAAGUGCCAAGGCUGAGGCGGACGUGCACAUCAAGGAGAAGAGGGAGUCUGUGGCCAGUGGCGACGACCGGGCAGAAGAAGACAUGGAUGAAGUACUUGAGAAAGGAGAAGCUGAACAAUCUGAGGAGGAGGGUGAAGAGGACAAAACAGAGGAUGCCAGAGAGGAAGACUACGAGCCUGACAAAAUGGAGGCUGAAGAUUAUGUGAUGGCUGUCGCUGACAAGGCCGCUGAGGCUGGAGUCACCGAGGAGCAGUAUGGCUUCCUGGGCACAUCAGCCAAGCAACUCGGAGGCCAGUCUCCUAGCCGAGAACCUGCAUCUUCAAUUCAUGAUGAGACCCUGCCUGGAGGCUCUGAGAGCGAGGCCACUGCUUCAGAUGAGGAGAAUCGGGAAGACCAGCCUGAGGAAUUCACUGCCACCUCUGGAUACACUCAGUCUACCAUUGAGAUAUCUAGCGAGCCUACUCCAAUGGAUGAGAUGUCUACUCCUCGUGACGUGAUGAGUGACGAGACCAAUAAUGAAGAGACAGAGUCCCCGUCUCAGGAGUUCGUAAACAUCACCAAAUACGAAUCUUCACUGUAUUCUCAGGAGUACUCCAAACCGGCCGUUGCCUCAUUCAACGGAUUGUCAGACGGGUCAAAAACAGAUGCCACGGAUGGUAAGGAUUACAACGCCUCCGCCUCCACCAUAUCACCACCUUCGUCCAUGGAAGAGGACAAAUUCAGCAAGUCUGCUCUUCGAGAUGCUUACUGCUCAGAAGAGAAAGAAGUGAAAGCUGGUACCGAGUUGGGCAUCAGAGAUGUUUCAGAUGAGAGACUUAGCCCAGCCAAGAGUCCAUCCUUGAGUCCGUCUCCACCAUCACCCAUAGAGAAGACUCCCCUGGGUGAACGUUGCGUGAAUUUCUCUCUGACACCCAAUGAGAUUAAAGUGUCGGCAGAGGGAGAAGCAACAUCAGUGUCCCCUGGAGUGACCCAAGCAGUAGUUGAAGAACAUUGUGCCAGUCCUGAGGAGAAGACUCUGGAAGUAGUGUCACCAUCUCAGUCCGUGACAGGCAGUGCUGGCCACACACCUUACUACCAAUCUCCUACCGAUGAAAAGUCCAGUCACCUACCUACAGAAGUCACUGAAAAGCCACAGGCAGUUCCGGUGAGCUUUGAAUUCAGUGAGGCCAAAGAUGAGAAUGAGAGAUCCUCCAUAAGCCCCAUGGAUGAACCCGUGCCUGACUCGGAGUCUCCUGUGGAGAAAGUUCUGUCUCCUUUACGCAGCCCUCCCCUCAUCGGGUCUGAGUCCGCAUAUGAAGACUUCCUGAGUGCUGAUAGCAAGGCCCUUGGCAGACGCUCUGAAAGCCCCUUUGAAGGAAAGAAUGGAAAGCCAGGCUUCCCAGACAGAGAAAGCCCAGUUUCUGACCUGAGUUCUGCUGGUCUUUACCAAGACAAACAAGAAGAGAAAGGCACAGGCUUCAUACCCAUAAAGGAAGACUUUGGUCCAGAAAAGAAAACCAGUGAUGUCGAAAUCAUGAGUUCUCAAUCAGCUCUGGCUUUGGAUGAAAGGAAAUUGGGAGGAGAUGUAUCUCCAACACAAAUAGAUGUCAGUCAGUUUGGCUCCUUCAAAGAAGACACCAAGAUGUCCAUUUCAGAAGGCACAGUCUCAGACAAGUCAGCCACACCUGUGGAUGAGGGUGUGGCAGAAGACACCUACUCUCACAUGGAGGGUGUGGCCUCAGUCUCCACUGCCUCUGUGGCUACAAGCUCGUUUCCAGAGCCAACCACAGAUGACGUGUCUCCUUCUCUGCAUGCUGAAGUGGGUUCUCCACAUUCCACAGAGGUUGAUGACUCCCUGUCAGUUUCUGUGGUGCAAACACCUACCACUUUCCAGGAAACAGAAAUGUCCCCGUCGAAAGAAGAGUGCCCAAGACCAAUGUCAAUUUCUCCUCCAGACUUCUCCCCUAAGACAGCCAAAUCCAGGACACCAGUUCAAGAUCACCGAUCCGAACAGUCUUCGAUGUCUAUUGAGUUUGGCCAGGAAUCCCCUGAGCAUUCUCUUGCUAUGGACUUCAGUCGGCAGUCUCCGGAUCACCCUACUAUGGGUGCUGGUGUGCUUCACAUCACUGAAAAUGGGCCGACUGAGGUGGACUACAGUCCCUCUGAUAUCCAGGACUCUAGUUUGUCACAUAAGAUCCCGCCAAUGGAAGAGCCGUCCUACACCCAGGAUAACGAUCUGUCUGAGCUUCUCUCUGUGUCUCAGGUAGAGGCUUCACCAUCCACCUCUUCUGCUCACACCCCUUCUCAGAUAGCCUCUCCUCUUCAGGAAGACACUCUCUCUGAUGUCAUUCCUCCCAGGGAGAUGUCCUUAUAUGCCUCUCUUGCGUCCGAAAAAGUGCAGAGCCUGGAAGGAGAGAAACUCUCUCCGAAAUCUGAUAUUUCUCCACUCACCCCACGAGAGUCCUCACCUUUAUAUUCACCUGGCUUUUCAGAUUCUACCUCUGCAGCUAAAGAGGCUGCAGGAGCUCGCCAAGCCUCCUCUUCCCCACCGUUAGAUGCAGCAACCGCGGAGCCCUAUGGCUUCCGCUCCUCAGCGUUAUUUGAUACGAUGCAACAUCAUCUGGCCUUGAACCAAGAUUUGACUACACCUAGUGUGGAGAAGGACAGCGGAGGGAAGACACCCGGUGACUUCGCCUAUGCCUAUCAAAAGCCCGAGAAUGCCACCGGAUCUCCAGAUGAAGAAGAUUACGACUAUGACUCGCACGAGAAAACCAUCCGGACCCACGAUGUGGGUGGUUACUACUAUGAGAAGACAGAGAGAAGCAUAAAAUCCCCAUGUGACAGUGGAUACUCCUAUGAGACCAUUGAGAAGACCACCAAGACCCCAGAAGAUGGUGGCUACACCUGUGAAAUUACUGAGAAAACCACUCGGACCCCUGAAGAGGGUGGGUAUUCAUAUGAGAUCAGCGAGAAGACGACACGGACCCCUGACGUAAGUGGCUACACCUACGAAAAGACUGAGAGGUCCAGAAGGCUCCUGGAUGACAUUAGCAAUGGCUACGAUGACACUGAGGAUGGCGGCCACACACUUGGCGACUGUAGCUACUCCUACGAAACCACUGAGAAAAUUACCAGCUUUCCUGAGUCUGAAAGCUAUUCCUAUGAGACAACCACAAAAACAACACGGAGCCCAGACACCUCUGCAUACUGUUACGAGACCAUGGAGAAGAUCACCAAGACCCCACAGGCAUCCACAUACUCCUAUGAGACCUCAGACCGAUGCUACACUACAGAAAAGAAGUCCCCCUCAGAGGCACGCCAGGAUGUUGAUUUAUGUCUGGUGUCCUCCUGUGAAUUCAAACAUCCCAAGACUGAGCUCUCGCCUUCCUUCAUUAAUCCAAAUCCUCUCGAGUGGUUUGCUGGUGAAGAGCCCACUGAAGAAUCCGAGAAGCCACUCACUCAGUCUGGAGGCGCCCCCCCACCUUCAGGAGGAAAACCACAGGGAAGGCAAUGCGAUGAAACCCCACCCACCUCGGUCAGUGAGUCAGCUCCAUCCCAGACGGACUCUGAUGUUCCCCCAGAGACGGAGGAGUGUCCCUCCAUCACAGCCGACGCCAAUAUUGACUCCGAAGACGAGUCAGAAACCAUCCCCACAGACAAAACCGUCACAUACAAACACAUGGACCCACCUCCUGCCCCCAUGCAAGACCGAAGCCCUUCUCCUCGUCACCCUGAUGUGUCCAUGGUGGACCCAGAGGCCUUGGCUAUUGAUCAGAACCUAGGCAAGGCUCUGAAGAAGGACCUGAAGGAGAAGACCAAGACCAAGAAGCCAGGCACGAAGACCAAGUCCUCUUCACCUGUCAAAAAGGGUGAUGGGAAGUCCAAGCCUUUAGCAGCGUCCCCUAAACCGGGAGCUUUGAAGGAAUCCUCUGACAAGGUGUCCAGAGUGGCUUCUCCCAAGAAGAAAGAGUCCAUGGAAAAAGUUACGAAGACCACCACCACUCCUGAGGUCAAAGCCACACGCGGCGAAGAGAAGGACAAGGAGACUAAGAACGCAGCCAACGCGUCUGCAUCCAAGUCAGCGAAGACGGCAGCGGCAGGAUCAGGAACCACGAAGACAGCCAAGUCGUCCACCGUGCCUCCAGGCCUCCCUGUGUAUUUAGACCUGUGCUAUAUUCCCAACCACAGCAACAGUAAGAACGUUGAUGUCGAGUUUUUCAAGAGAGUGAGGUCAUCUUACUACGUGGUGAGUGGGAACGACCCUGCCGCCGAGGAGCCCAGCCGGGCUGUCCUGGAUGCCUUGUUGGAAGGGAAGGCUCAGUGGGGAAGCAACAUGCAGGUGACUCUCAUCCCAACACACGACUCCGAGGUGAUGAGGGAGUGGUACCAGGAGACCCACGAGAAGCAGCAGGACCUCAACAUCAUGGUCUUAGCAAGCAGUAGUACAGUGGUCAUGCAAGACGAGUCCUUCCCCGCAUGCAAGAUAGAACUGUAGAAACCGCAGCCGGCCGCACCACAGGAUUUGAACUGUGUUUCCGGAAAUUCUUGAAUUUGAAACUACCUUUUCUAAAGCGUCCAUUCAUCUAAUUAAGUCACUGAACUAUAUUACCUGCCAGAUGUUCUACUAUGUCAUGGUGAUGAAAGUCACUGACAUUUCUCAAUGUUCGCCGACCGCUAAGGGAAGUAACCACAUUCCCACAAUAGAUUUCGAGUUAUUGCAAAAUUACCUACCCCCCGUUCAUCUCUGCUGAACAUUUGGAAGCCAUGCACUCGCGCACCCAACUGACUUCUGCUAGGUAUUGGCAUUUAUCUUAGAGAGAGAAAGAGAGAGGGAAAGAGAGUCAGUGGGAGGGGAGGGAGAGAGGCAGGAGAGAGGGACAAAGAAACUGCAGGAGAGAGAGAGAGAGUGAGAGAGAAAGAAUCAGAAAGAAAAAAGAAAGCAAGAGACAAAGGCGGAGAGUUCUGAUGAGAUGCCCAGGGAGGAAGAGUGGGCAGGAUGGGGUAUAGAGACACACCAGCAACUAGGUCUGCAUUUUCUUAGACCACAGCUAGUCUGUGGUCUACACAGGUGGAGUUUUCCAUUUUCAUCAGAGUCAUCGGAAAGAGUCUUAAUCUCCUAAAGCAUGGUUCUUAAGAACAGAAUGAAGCCUGUUAGGAGGGCAUGAGAUUUUUCACGCCUUAAUUCAAUGCCUUUGCUGUGGUAAAGGCUGCUCACGGCAUGAUGUAGCGAGUGUAGACUGGACGAGCGAGUGGUUUGAGCCCCAUUCAGAACUCUCAGACUUUUCAAACACAUCAGUAGGUUGAUCUAAGGCAUGCUCCCAGCAUUUGUCUACCCAAGUCCACACCAAAUCAACCUGCAUGCAACAACACCCGAGUCCACCCCAGUUAACUGAAGCAAAUACCAAAGCAGUUGGGAGUACACAAGGGAGACAUUUUGCCUUAGGAAGUGACUUGAAUGUACAAAGUUACCCGAUGCACUUAUUUUUUAAUGUGAGACAGCAAGUUUUUAAAACAUCCACGUAGGACUGUAGAUACUCCAGGUAAGGGAGCGUGUUGGGAGGGAAGCUCGUCUGAUUGGCCCAACGGUGUAGUGCAGAGUCAUACUUGGUGAAUGUCACCACUGCUGAUGUACCCGGGGCCGCUCAGCCAAAUACACUGCACCUUUUGUAGCUUCUUUAUUGCUUCAAGUUCAAGACUGAAACGGCUUCUUUGAUCAGAACCAGGAAGACAGCAAAUCUUGUGAUGGAAGAGGUUCUCAGCAAGUGUACAGUAUCUGCCUUCCUUUGUCUUGCAUUGGCUAUUUUAAUUUUCCAUUAAUUUCAACACACGGGAACACAUACAUGUACAGAAGAUUUUUUUUUUAGCUAUGUGAGAACUUUUUCAUAGAUGAACUUUUUAAUCAAUGUUUUCAUUUACAGAAAAAUGCAAAGAAAAAUUUGAAGCGAUGGUCUUUUUUUUUAAUUAUCAUUUUAAGUGUUUUGUAAGAAAAAAUUGAAGUUUUUUGAGGUUCUGGCAAGAUGUGAAGUCUGAUAUUGAAGUCGUAAUAUUUAUUUAAAUACUCCCUGUCGCUACCGGAAAUGGCGGUACCUCCCGCCCUUUGACUCGCAUGCGUGAAAGUGUGAGUCGCGCUGUGUGAGAGCGGGUAGGUGGCGGGUAGGUUCCUGUUCCAGGAAUCACCCAGUGCUAUCCCCUCCUCCAAGUUGAGAAGCAACCUAGCACCAGUUUGCUUCGUGGUUUUCUCUUCUGGAAAACAUUCAGUGGAAGAAAUAAUAGAUUGAAAACAAAUGAAUUCUCAGCUUCUAUGUUCACCAUGUAGAGAGUUCAGACAUAAUGUCCACCGCCGUCAUCACCAAACCACAGACUUGGGACGCCAGAUCACGAGGACAACUUUCUCCAAGUUUCAAGUGGCAGAUCCACUUACCAGGGUUCAGAGGCGGCAGACUUCUCAGUGACAG
Apodemus sylvaticus (European woodmouse) is the source of this 9392-nucleotide messenger RNA. It is a transcript of the gene Map1b, whose product is annotated as microtubule associated protein 1B. The transcript is spliced from 7 exons. The coding region runs from base 41 to 7432 and encodes 2463 amino acids. Gene Ontology annotation, cellular component: dendrite; microtubule associated complex; microtubule. Gene Ontology annotation, molecular function: microtubule binding; actin binding. The record is from RefSeq and is a predicted model, not a curated record. Gene Ontology annotation, biological process: microtubule cytoskeleton organization; axonogenesis; dendrite development. NCBI's taxonomy places the organism in Eukaryota, Metazoa, Chordata, Mammalia, Rodentia, Muridae.